This is a messenger RNA of Ceutorhynchus assimilis (cabbage seed weevil), 709 nucleotides long. Lineage: Eukaryota; Metazoa; Arthropoda; Insecta; Coleoptera; Curculionidae. The record is from the annotation of a GenBank genome assembly.
GUUUAAUAAAUCAUGAAUAAAAAGGGUUCUAGAAAUACCACUCGCAGAAGUAAAUCGAGAAAAGGAAAAAAAGGACGAAAGCGAAAGCAUGACCCUUCAGUUUCCCGUAAGGCCAAAAAAACUAAAAAAACCCAACAAAAUUCGUCAAAAGUUUCGAGUGGAUACGUUGAAAGCAAAUCCGGCAGAGUUGAAGUAAAGCCGCAACGACUGAAGAAAAUUUCUUCUGAUAAAUCGGUAGUCUUCGUUGAAUCCUACCCUAAAACCAACAUUACCCAAAUUAUCGAUCUCUCCAAAAGUUCUUCUAGCAUACUCAACUCAGCAAGUUCUGCGAACACAUCGUACUACUCUGCAACUUCUCAUAGCACCCCAUCUCUGAUUUUUAUUUUCAAGUCAAAAAGUUUCAGAAAAGAAGCACAAAAAGCUACUUCACUUCUUAAUAUAUUGUCAAAAAAUGAUAAUUUUCGGAAUAGUUGUAGUGAUUACGAGUCCUUUUUUGACGAUGACACUGACGAUAGUGAAUACCCCUUUCAGUGUUUAUCCGGAGCCGAUCUAAGUGACGAGAUCAAGGAGAGUAUGAUUAACUACUUUGAUAAGAAAAAUAAAUAAUUGGAAUAGACGCAACUUUUGGGGGUGGUACUUUAAAACAACGGAGGAAACGGAACAAGCGUCGAAUCAUGAUUUUGAAUAAAUUUGAAAUUUUUAAUAACAA